Cuscuta europaea is the source of this 1496-nucleotide messenger RNA. The record is from the annotation of a GenBank genome assembly. Lineage: Eukaryota; Viridiplantae; Streptophyta; Magnoliopsida; Solanales; Convolvulaceae.
AACAAACCAAAGGUCCAAUAUUAAUUAAAGGCUUGAGGAAGCAUAGCAAACAUCUCUGGAGUCCGGAUCCAUCGACAUCUAUCAUCCACAAACGGUUGAACGCUUAGCCAAGUUGCCGAUUCUCUUCCCGGUUUCAUCCUCCGUCAGGCGCCAACACGCAGCACAUCAGCAGCACCGCAGCACGCCUCUUCAGUCGUCAACUACUCACAUCACUCCCGUCGCUCAGUCGCCUGCUCUCCGCCACUCAACCUUCAGCGGCUCAGUCAAUCGGCGCUUCCCUCAAUUUUCACAUCCAACCAUUCGUAGUCCCGGCGUUUGAAGGCGAACAUGAAACUUGAUUAAAGAUCCAUGUGAUGGUAGAUACAGGUAAUUAGCUGGUCUAGAAUAUGGGACUUCUUAGCAUCAUUCGAAAGAUUAAGCGGAAAGAAAAAGAAAUGCGCAUUCUUAUGGUUGGCUUGGACAACUCAGGUAAGACUACCAUAGUUUUGAAAAUCAAUGGAGAAGACACUAGUGUCAUUAGUCCUACACUUGGAUUCAACAUCAAAACCAUCUCAUAUCAGAAGUAUACACUAAAUAUAUGGGAUGUUGGGGGACAGAAAACCAUAAGAUCGUAUUGGAGGAACUACUUUGAACAAACUGAUGGCUUGGUGUGGGUUGUGGAUAGCUCUGAUCUUAGAAGGUUAGAUGACUGCAGAUAUGAAUUGCAUAAUCUUUUGAAAGAAGAGAGGCUAUCAGGAGCGUCAUUAUUGAUUUUUGCAAAUAAACAGGAUAUACAAGGUGCUUUUUCUCCAGACGAAAUAGCUAAAGUACUUAGACUGGAUGCUAUGGAUAAAAACCGACAUUGGAAGAUUAUGGGGUGUAGUGCAUACACUGGAGAAGGGCUUCUGGAGGGUUUUGAUUGGCUGGUGCAGGAUGUUGCCUCUCGCAUCUAUAUGCUUGACUAAGUACUAUCGUGCCAAUUUCUCUAUGAUAUGAUGUACUUAGACUGGAUGCUAUGGAUAAAAACCGACAUUGGAAGAUUAUGGGGUGUAGUGCAUACACUGGAGAAGGGCUUCUGGAGGGUUUUGAUUGGCUGGUGCAGGAUGUUGCCUCUCGCAUCUAUAUGCUUGACUAAGUACUAUCGUGCCAAUUUCUCUAUGAUAUGAUGUGAGUAGAAUUUGGUUCAAUUUGCUGGUAGCUUCCAUCUAUCUAUAUGUAGCAACUGGGUUACUUGAUUAAUGGCAUUUUCUUGUGCACUCUCUUGUUCACACAUUUGAUACAAGUGGGUAUGUAUUACUUGUGCUGUACUUGUAGGAUACAAGAUGUUUUCAUCAAUCUUCAGCACUUUUUUAUUGUUCAUUUUUUAGUAUGGGAAUUUGACCCGUAUACUAUGUUUAAUUGACCGGACCGGGUGAGUCUGCUUGGAAAUUGGUGAACCAGCCACUUACCCAAUUCAGUUACAUACUGACCCGCAAAUGUAAUGAAAACUGGAAAAACUUGAGUCACUUGACUGCUCA